CUGUUGGAACGUGCCACACGCGGUUUGAUACAACAACACUCAGUUCUAUAUAAAUGGUGACGCGUCCUCUUUCAAUUCACAUUCCCAUUUAUCAUUCUCUCAAUUCUUCAGAUCUCUCUCUUCCUUCUUCCAAUCUCAACCAAUUCCUUAACUAAGGUUACUGAGAAAAAAUGGUGAAGAUUUGUUGCAUUGGAGCUGGCUAUGUUGGUGGUCCAACAAUGGCUGUGAUUGCUUUGAAGUGUCCUGAGAUUGAGGUAGCUGUUGUUGAUAUCGCCACGCCUCGAAUCAAUGCUUGGAACAGUGACCACUUGCCUAUAUAUGAGCCUGGUCUUGAUGAUGUGGUGAAGAAGUGCAGAGGAAAGAACCUUUUCUUCAGCACUGAUGUUGAGAAACAUGUUGCCGAGGCUAACAUCGUGUUUGUUUCGGUGAACACUCCGACCAAGACUCAGGGUCUUGGAGCUGGCAAAGCAGCUGAUCUCACUUACUGGGAGAGUGCUGCUAGAAUGAUUGCUGAUGUUUCAAAAUCGGACAAAAUUGUCGUCGAGAAAUCGACUGUUCCGGUUAAAACUGCUGAGGCAAUUGAGAGGAUUCUGACUCACAAUAGGAAAGGGAUUAAUUUCACUAUUUUGUCUAACCCUGAGUUUCUUGCCGAGGGUACAGCUAUCAAAGAUCUGUUCAAUCCCGAUCGAGUUCUUAUUGGAGGUAGGGAAACCCCUGAAGGUCAAAAAGCGAUCCAUGCUUUGAGAGAUGUUUAUGCUCAUUGGGUGCCGUUAGAUCGAAUCCUUUGCACCAAUUUGUGGUCUGCUGAACUAUCAAAGCUUGCUGCCAAUGCUUUCUUGGCACAGAGGAUCUCCUCUGUAAACGCCAUGUCAGCACUAUGUGAGGCAACCGGUGCUGAUGUUUCUCAGGUUUCCCACUCAAUCGGCACUGACUCGAGAAUUGGACCAAAGUUCUUGAAUGCUAGUGUUGGUUUUGGUGGAUCUUGCUUUCAGAAGGAUAUUCUGAACUUGGUCUAUAUUUGCGAAUGCAACGGCCUUCCCGAGGUGGCUAACUACUGGAAACAAGUCAUUAAGGUGAAUGACUACCAGAAAGCUCGGUUCGUGAACCGAAUUGUUUCUUCGAUGUUCAACACCGUUUCAGGAAAAAAGAUCGCUGUUUUGGGAUUUGCUUUCAAGAAGGACACCGGUGACACCAGGGAGACUCCUGCAAUCGAUGUGUGCAAGGGUUUAUUGGGAGACAAGGCUAAGUUGAGCAUAUAUGAUCCUCAAGUUUCUGAAGAGCAAAUCUUAAAGGAUUUGGCAAUGAAGAAAUUUGAUUGGGAUCAUCCUGCUCAUCUUCAACCAACAAGUCCAACAACUUCGAAAAAGGAAGUAUCUGUUGUUUGGGACGCGUACGAGGCAAUAAAGGAUUCACAUGGUAUCUGCAUUUUGACCGAGUGGGACGAGUUCAAGAACCUUGAUUACCAAAAAGUUUUUGACAACAUGCAGAAGCCUGCAUUUAUCUUUGAUGGAAGGAAUGUUGUCGAUGUUAAAAAGCUGAGAGACAUCGGUUUUAUCGUUUAUUCCAUUGGAAAACCACUAGAUGCUUGGCUCAAGGACAUGCCUGCAGUGGCUUAAAGAAGAAAAAAAAUCACAAUCUGGAAUUGCUUAGGGAUGAAUUUGUUGGUCUUUUUCAGAGAGAGGAGGAUGUAUUGCCUCAUCUGAUCUACAUUAUCAUGCUAUUAUUCUUAUAGCUUAGAUAUAUAUAUAUUUCUGUUGUUGUUUAUUUCAUCUAUGUUACUUUGAUUUUAUGAGAUUUUGGUGGCAAGUUAGAGCUUAAUUGCCCAAAUAUUACUAUUGUCUUUUAGCUUAACAAAAUAUCCUUAUUUUUUGUUUGACAUGGUUUAAUGUAAUAAAUUGGAGGUGAAGGAAAUUUUAUACAAUGGAUAUCAUUUCUUUUAUGUA
Molecule: messenger RNA, 1943 nt
Organism: Medicago truncatula (barrel medic)
Lineage: Eukaryota; Viridiplantae; Streptophyta; Magnoliopsida; Fabales; Fabaceae
Product: UDP-glucose 6-dehydrogenase 4
Exons: 2
Coding region: 171-1616 (481 amino acids)
Biological process (GO): glycosaminoglycan biosynthetic process
Cellular component (GO): nucleus
Molecular function (GO): UDP-glucose 6-dehydrogenase activity; NAD binding
Source: RefSeq, a predicted model, not a curated record